Messenger RNA from Phytophthora infestans T30-4, 621 nucleotides. RefSeq names its product protein kinase. The transcript has a single exon. Lineage: Eukaryota; Oomycota; Peronosporomycetes; Peronosporales; Peronosporaceae. The record is from RefSeq and is a predicted model, not a curated record. The coding region runs from base 49 to 546 and encodes 165 amino acids.
ACACAAAUGUUAAAAAUUAAGGAGUCAGUUUCUGUUGGUACAGUCGAGAUGGAGAUGUCGCUGCAGCAACGAUGGUCGCGCUUCGCUGAGGAGGAUCUGGGCACGUUUGUCACUUGCUCGGCGCUGUUCACGCUCUUUCAGACUGGCGUGGAGUUUCACGCAGUCAAAGACAAACUAUUGCCUACUAGCCAGCGUGCGGUCCUCGCGAUGCGUCGCACAGGUCCCAAGGUGCCGCUGCUUGUAUGCUCUGCCGCUGCGGGAAUUGCCGGCAUGAAACUAUCGAUCGCUGCCGUGUCGCACUACCGUCAGGACUUCUCGCGCGACAACGUGCUUAUGGCGUUGCCCGUUUGUGGAGCGCUGCUCAACCUUCACCGGGGCUCUCAUGCAAUGGCCAAGGGAGCACUUGGACUCGCCACGGUCGGCUAUGGCGCUGACUACGUCUUCAGCAUCUACCACCGCUUGAAAUUUGAGGACGCAUUGCGCCAGCACGAAGAAAAGCAGGCGCUUCUGCGCUUCCAACCGACAACCAGCUUGGACUUCGAGUGAUCGCCAUUUUAAAUAAAAUUAGACCGGGACUAUAUACUUAAGUAAAAAUAAAAUUAACACAUCCAUCUCGUCAAA